AGACAGAAGGCUACAGCGAGGACAGAGAGAGAGGAGGAGGAGGAGAGAGCCGCGGUUACUGCGCACAGUGGGCCCAUACGCUCCACUCAUCACUGAAGACAAAACAACUAGUCUGAAAACCCCGAAAUUAUUCUCUGGCUGGAAAAAGAAAUCCUAAAAUAAGACCAGCUAACUGAUAAUUACUCCGGGAGAGGUGAACCUUCUUUUUUUCUCGCAGCCUGUGAAGGAGGCAAGUCGGCGGAGGAUCGGCGGCGCGUCGGAGGGAGAGGAGAAGGACCGUAUACAGAGAAACGUGGAGAGUCCUCAGGCUGAGCAGAAACUGUGUUUUCAAACCAGAAAAGGGAAGCGAAUUUAUUUCCCUGGAUGUAUAAUGAGUUGUUCGUGACAGCGAGGACUGUGGCUGAACUAUGAACUAGAGGGUUUAAAGUUGGAGGAAUAACAGACGCAGACAGGAGGACCCCGCGUCGUGAUAUUUUGCGUUUUUACGCGAGCACUUGUGGACUUUACAGCAACAAAAUAAAAAAACGGUUCAUAGUUUUAAACUGAACUGAAAGGACGCUUUGCAUUUAAAACUCCAUUUUCUUCCUCUUUUAUUUUCUCAGUCUGAGAUGGUUCACAGGAGCAAGAGAGCGGAUAUACAUGACUGGGACAAGUUGUGAUUUUUCCUCACAUCAUCGCCUCCAUCAGAAGCUGUUUGCUUUAAAAGAAAAGAAAAAACACGGACCGCAAAAACCAAAGACAUUCAUGUGCGUGAGGAUUCAAAUUUGUGUUUCUUCCUUUUCGAUAUAACUGAGAAAAGAAAUACCUCAUAAUUUAUUAAACCCGGAGAGUCAUAACCCUUUGUGAACUCCCAAAGGAAAGUUAAACAUUUUCUUUUGUCAGACUGGCUGCAGAUCCUCUUUCCUCUCAAACACACAUUAAAAAUAACACCUAAAUAGUUUCGGCUCUACAGCAAAUAAGGCUUUACUGUUUUGUUUUCCCAAAUGAUGAGGAUUGAGACGAUAUAAAACCUCUGACAGAAACCAUUCGGUGUGGAUUAUCACCCCUACUAUUACCUCAGCCUGACCCCGACCUUCACAAAGUAGCAGAGUGCAGAAGGUUGGAACAAUGCCAGAUUCACCUGCGGAUGUGAAAACCCAGCCCAGGUCCACCCCACCCACCAUGCCUCCUCCACCCCCGGCUGUCAGCCAGGCAACCAAUCGCAACGCUUCAUUCACCCCAACUACAAGUAAAUCAAUGCUGAAUGGGAGCAGCCACUCUCCUACAUCACUGAACGGUGCUCCCUCCACUCCUAAUGGCUUCAGUAAUGGGCCAGCGAUGUCCUCCACCGCCUCGCUUUCAAACCAGCAGCUCCCGCCAGCUUGUGGUGCCCGGCAACUGUGCAAGCUGAAGCGCUUCCUGACCACGCUGCAGCAGUUUGGCAACGACAUAUCGCCUGAGAUCGGGGAGAGGGUGCGCAGCCUGGUGCUCGGACUGGUGAACUCCACUCUCACCAUCGAAGAGUUUCACUCCAAACUUCACGAGGCCACUAACUUCCCCCUGAGACCGUUUGUCAUUCCUUUCCUAAAGGCAAACCUGCCCCUGCUGCAGAGAGAGCUGCUGCACUGUGCCCGGUUGGCCAAGCAGACUCCAGCUCAGUAUCUGGCCCAACACGAGCAGCUUCUCCUGGACGCCAACGCCAGCUCGCCUCUCGACUCCUCUGAGAUCAUGAUGGAGAUGAACGAGCACGGCAAGAGGAGAACCCCUGACAGGACCAAAGACAGCUCCGACAGAGAUGGCAUGCACCCUGAGCACCUAGCCAAGAGACCCUGCACCAUCAGCCCGAGCCAACGCUUCAGUCCCAGCACAGGUCUUCCUGCUCACCCACCUCCCAAUGGUCUCACCACACACCCUCCAAACGGCCUCUCCCACCCACCCAACCCCCAAAUGGCACCCCAGCACUAUCGGCUAGAAGACAUGGCUUUGGCGCACCAAUACAGAGACGCUUACAGACACAACGAGCACCGCGAGGUCCGAGACAGACACCGGCAGACAGCUGUGCAUGGAGCCCGCCAAGAGGAGGUCAUUGAUCACCGUCUCACAGAUCGAGAGUGGGCAGAGGAAUGGAAGCACCUUGAUAAUCUCUUGAACUGCAUCAUGGACAUGGUGGAGAAGACGCGCCGGUCUCUGACAGUGCUGCGCCGCUGUCAGGAGGCUGACCGCGAGGAGAUGAACCACUGGAUCCGGCGCUACAGUGACGUGGAGGAGAUGAAAAAAGGUGGGAGCAACGGACAGCACUGCCUUCCUCCUCCUCCUCCUCUUCCUCCUACUCCUCACCACAACUCCUCCUCCAACACAGCUAGCAGCGAGUCACUGCCCAUAGGAACGUCCUCGGCUGCUGAAAGGCAGACAGGCAGACAGACAGAGAUCCACAGAGACUUCUUACAUAGGCCUCCCUCAGGAUAUCUGCCAGAGGAAAUCUGGAGGAAAGCCGGUACUACAAGCAUCCCGAUCUCCCCGGCUCUAAAGCACCUCCAAAACAGGCAGGAGGAGGCUGUGAAUGAGGUGAAGCGACAGGCGAUGUCAGAGCUGCAGAAGGCGGUGUCAGACGCAGAGAGGAAGGCUCAUGAGAUGAUUUCAGCAGAGCGCUCAAAAAUGGAACGAGCUCUCGCUGAGGCCAAGAGACAGGCAUCUGAGGAUGCACUGACAGUCAUCAACCAGCAGGAGGACUCCAGUGAAAGCUGCUGGAACUGCGGGAGGAAAGCCAGUGAGACAUGCAGCGGCUGCAACACGGCUCGCUACUGCGGCUCCUUCUGCCAACACAAAGACUGGGAGAAGCACCACCACGUCUGUGGUCAGGGCCUGCAGGGGAUGCCGGGGAGCAGCACUGUCCCUCUCGGCACCCCCUCCUCCACUUCCACCUCCUCAGCGUCCUCUAGUGCGCCUCCCACCCACUCGGAGAGCACUCCUCCAGGACCCCAUUCCCUGGUGGGCCAGAGCAGUAUUGCAGGAGGGGCCGGCAGCGGUAGUGGAAGUGUGUCUGCCAGCCCUAAGGAGAGCAGUUCCAGCAGUGCCUCUCGCUCCACGACCCCAGCUACCCCCGCCCUGCUGGAGGCGACUUCUCGUUGAAGUUUGCCCCUCGUCCCCCGCCCCCCCUGUGUACUGAUGAGACAGUGAUCACUCUCCACACAUAACCAAACUGAGGAAUCUUCAUCGCACACUGCUCCCCUCUCCUCCUCCUCACUUUCAGUCCUGAUUUCCCUCUUCUGAUAAUCUUCACUACCUGAUGAUUGACGCUCACCUUCCCUCUAAAACACUCCUCUUUAACAGCCACACAUGCAAAGAUUUCAGCCUAGGGUACAGAGUAAAGGAUGAUGAUCUCCUAUAGCACAGAUACAUAUCAGAUGUGUUUGACUUGAUGAUAUGACUAAGAUGUUCCCUCAGUAAUGAAAGCAACUCUGUCCACACAAGGACAGCAGAUAAGGGCUGUGGUAAGGAAACAUAAAUCAGGGGGAUGAGUCGGCCAAUUAGCACUUGGAUUGGAUUUCCCUUUAAUUUAGCACCAAUGACAGAACAGUACCAAGCCCUGAGAUGUGCACUACCAGUCCAACCAGGUCACUGAUGUGGCACUUAUUCUACAGUGUCCUAGAGGAGACAGGAAAGAACAUCCCUUUUUUAAUUUCAAAGAACGAGGGAAGAAGAGGAAUAACCUGUGAUGUGAUUCAUUCCUCAGAAACACAGCUUAGUAUUUAUUACGUUUCUUUUUGGCUUUAAGGGAAAACAAAGAAAGUCCAAAUAUUCUAAGUUAAGAAUAAUAGUGAUGAUGACGAUGCUGAUGAUGAUAACAAUAAUAAUAUGAAAAUAAAUUAACUUUAAACUGCUAACUACCUUGCUAGCGAGCCAAGAAAAUCUACACCGGACUCACCUCUCUGCACCAUUGUGAACCCAAAUGAAUUCAAAGAUGACAAAUAACAUGAUCCAAACCUUUGUAUUACACUGCCAAAGUGAGUAAGUAAGCGAUAAGGAGAAGCACUCAUCUUAUAACCAAACGCAAAGCAACAUCACCUCCUCAGCAGAUAAGCCAGCCCUGAGAGGACCGGGCUGCAGAGAGGCUGCGGAACGGGACCCAGAGAUAGUCCAGACAUUCAAAAAAAAAAGAACAAAACUGUGACCUGCUUUGAUCUGCAGCCCGGACGAAACUACAGCGAUUCCUCGGCGACGGCCCAGACUAGUGAAUAUGGACGAUGCUGUGAACUUGCCUACGAGAAAGAUUUAAGGAAACGGAUGGAAACCCUGCCACAGUGUGAUUUUUUAGUGAAUGGUAACAGAGAGGACAGAGAGAAGAAAAGAGGAAAGGAAAAGCUACACAGCCUCAAAGGAGAUAAAAAAGAAAAACCUCAAAACAAGCUUGAAAACAUUGUCCAAGAAGGAAUUGCAUACUACGGGAAGGUUGUUUGUAAGUCAUUUUUUUAAAAAGCUCCACAACAGGGAGAUCUUUCAAGGAAUUGCUGUUACCUUUACAUUCACUCCCUCCUUUUCCAAAGCAUGAUAGACAGAUAAAGGAGCCUGGUGAAUGGCGGUGUAGACUUGGUUCUCCUCUCUCUUUCUACCUCCCCUCACCCCACACCUCCCUUCGACGCUCUUCCCCGACUACUUGACUCAAGUCUCCCCCCCCUCUCCCUCCGCCUGCUCUGGACAGAGCCUCAGAGCAGUUAUGUGGGAAGGGUUCGAAACCUGCUUGUAGAUAUUGUUCCUCUUUUCAAAUUUCAAUAAUGUCUCUUGUCGCUGAUGUCCAUAUGUGCUGCCCUUGUGUAUAUCCAGAAAGAUGGACUUUUGUUUUGGUUUUUGUUACUUUUCAGUUUCCUCCUUUUUAAGUUUGGGCUGAGCAAUGAAGUCAGAGCGAGGAGGAAGCCCCACAUUUGACUUGUUGUUUGAUCUGUUGUAUCUAUAUUGAUGAGAUGAUGAAACCCCUCUUGUAGAAUAUUUUGUAUUGCUCGCAUUGUAAGACAGUGAGAGGACGGAGGUGCAAUAUGAAGAGAAUUCAGCUACUGAAUGGAACCUCAGCAACUGCCCAUAGGGUGUCAUAUAAUAUAGAUACAUAUAAAUAUAUUUAAAGUAACAUCAGUAACUUAAUGUGAAUGUACAUAGUAUUUAAAGAGGUCCAAAAAUGUGUUUGCCAAAUAACAGAAACCUUUAAACUUUAAUGUCCAGAAUAUGAUUUUCUCACAGUUCAUUAGUUUUCAAAUUUAUCAACUUUCCCUUUUCAGACCAAUUAAAAGUGUCAUGUGACCCUGAGUGGACCCUAAAGUGGAUGCAUGCAGGACGGCAAUGCAUGUAGCUGAGAGUGGAUGAAACAGAUUAAGGGUGAACAGACACUACAUGACAAUUUCAACGAUCACUUAUUUAUUAUUUCCGCCCAUUAAACAUUUUGGAGAAACCCCAUCAAGACUAAAUUCAGUCAUUGUUAUUGCCUUCCUUCACCCUUGGUCCGUUUACAUCUUGCAGGAGGGGACCCAGCAUUAAAAAUUAAAUAAGCUCAAUAUAAUCAGAAGUUAUAAAUCAAUCAAUCAGCUCAGUUUCAGACUCAGUUCCUUCACACCAAAUUUAAAAACUGUCAUUUUCUCACCAUCCUUGCAGCCGCUGAACCAACCCUCUUUCUUGGUCCUCAUCAAUCUGUGUGUGAGUGUUAGGAGUGUUUUUUCCCCCCAAAGUGCAGAAAAACCAUCACAGCAGAAUUAACUUAUGUGCCAGAGUUAAGCUAGAGUCAAACUCCAAACCAGUUUUGAUACAGAAUCUUUCAAAUGUUGCUUUUUUUUUCACUGCUUGUUUGUCAUUUGGCAUCAGCUAAGGCUCCGUGACGGGUCUUUGUUUCCAGGCUCACAGAGUAGCAACGCCUCUUUAUGGAUUAUCUUCUUUUAUCAGCUCUUCCCACAUGCUCCGGCUUUAUGAUCACUUCUGGAAAACGUGUACGUUAAACAGCCUUGAGGCCUGUACGUACAGGAACAGAAGGCCUGUAGCAGCAGCAGCACAUUUUCAUCACACUGCAUUGUGGGCUUCGCACACUCGGACCAAACAUGGGAGAAAAAAACACACCUUUGUUUUUGCAGUGAAAAAAAAAACAUUUGUUCAUCAAUGGACGGAGAAAGCUAACCGUUUUUGGGAUUAUCUGAGACUUCAAAUUGCAUAAGCUACAAGGUACCCCUGCAUCUAUGUGUAGCAUUUAGCGCUAUAAUAACCUCGAUAUUGUGUUGACCACAGCCCUUGUGUGUCCGUUCCCCUGAUGUCUUGAUUCCUCUACUUCUCACAACCCCGCCCCCCCUCCCUCACACGAGCUACCUCCUGUGACCAUACAGCUAACCACCAGGAGAGGUUGACCUGGACUUUGAAAAGCUGGGCUGAAAGCAGACAUGGAGACAAAUUUUAAAAAGUGCUCAGUGAGCAAAGGAUGAAGAGUUGAGAAGCAUUGCCGUUACUGACGUAUACGGGACGAUUAUCAAACUGAUACUGCUGGAAUUUAGCGACAGGUACACAUAACACAGAAUAAACCAUGACAUGCCAUUGUUUGUCCAAAAACCAAUAAAAGCACAAACCAAAGUACUCCUGCAUUGCCAUAGUGUGGCUUUGACACAGUGUGUAUUCACAGACUAGAAGUAAUAAGGUUAGAGCUCCACUGCAGCACUUAACCAAAGUGUCUGAGAUACACACAAUCAGGGCGGAGGAGCGAGGAGCACGCUGCGUUACCUGGCUUACUCUCCAACGUGUUGACUUCUCCAUCAAGCAAUCAAAGCGCUUGUGGUCGACUCGUUGAAUAAUGCUUCUGUGCAAACUCGCUGGAGCAGUUCAUUUAGGAGAAGCCGACUAAUUGCGUGUUCUUACAGUUGCAAAGCCUUGUAGAGAUAAAACGACUACAUGGUGUGUGUGUUUGUGUGUGAGUGUGUGUGUGUGUGUGUUUUUGUAUUAGAUAAAUAUCCUUUCUUUUCGUGUCUCUGUGAAAACUACUUGAAACCUUCAGAGCUUUAAUGAAACAUCCCAGACAGACUACAGUGGCAAAUUGAUUCAGGAUAUGUAGCAGCAGCUUUGUGCAGUAAAACAACAUAUUCAACAACGUCCACGCUCAGAAAAAAAACAACACUGUAGUGGCAAUUCAUCUCAACUCUCUCAGUGCUUCAUGUGUGCACGUGUCUGUGAGUAAGCCCUAAGAUAAACUAAAAGAACCAAACCCAACACACCUGUUAUAAAUGACCAAAAUACAACCAAAAGCUACGAUGUUACCCUUCAGAUCUCACUCUGGUUUCGGUUUUUGUGUCUGUUGGCUUCAUUAUGUCAUGAAACAAAUGAGAUUCAUGCUGAGGUGUCGUACUCUUUUCUCUGUGAAGAUAUUAUUGAUGGCAAACGCAUAAGGGCUCUGCUGUUGUGAACACCAUCCUGUAAGGGUCUCUGAACACUUGACAUCAGCCACUUCUCUCUCGGUUUAUUAUGUACAUGAUGUGGGCACGUCUAGAAAAGACAAACACUGGCAGGUUGGCAUUUGUCUCUCCCUACCCCGACCAGUAAGUCUACCAAUGAAGAUUCAAGGCUCGUCUGAUGCGAUGGUGACUCGUCCUCCCUGUGAAACAGGUGCUGCGGUAGAAAGCUAAAGAGGCAGACGGUGGAUACAGUACGUGUUUUCACAGAAGCCAUGGCUCAGGAUGGUCCUGUUUUUACCUUUACAUGAAUUGAAAAAAGGUUUUAUAUGUGUAGGGGAGCGUUCUAUACUGUAUUGUGCAAUACAUUAUUACAGAAAAACACAUUUCUGUAGGAAGGUUGGCGCUUUGAAGAUCUUUCUCCUUUUGUUUAAGUUCCCUCUUCAGAAGGUCCUGUUGCCGUUUUUAGAUGAAGUUAACUGUGCCAGAAGAAUUAAAUUCUGAUUUGUAUUUAUUUCUUGCAUGCUUUCCUCCCUGUUGCUAAUACCGCUCUUUAACUGUUCGCUCUGUUGGAUGUGUGAAGCUGUAAAACAUUCUAAUUCAGGUUAUUGUCUGUGUUGAACAAUGUAACUGUGUAAUUAAAACAUGAAAUGAAGUAUU
Notolabrus celidotus (New Zealand spotty) is the source of this 8042-nucleotide messenger RNA. It is a transcript of the gene cbfa2t3, whose product is annotated as CBFA2/RUNX1 partner transcriptional co-repressor 3. The transcript is spliced from 12 exons. NCBI's taxonomy places the organism in Eukaryota, Metazoa, Chordata, Actinopteri, Labriformes, Labridae. Gene Ontology annotation, molecular function: transcription corepressor activity. Gene Ontology annotation, cellular component: nucleus. The record is from RefSeq and is a predicted model, not a curated record. The coding region runs from base 1108 to 3108 and encodes 666 amino acids. Gene Ontology annotation, biological process: negative regulation of DNA-templated transcription; DNA-templated transcription.